AUGGCUCUGUCAAACCCCAACACCUCCUAUCAAAUUCCCAAUGGCAAUGAUCCCACAAAACCAUUCACCUUUCUCAACAUUAACAAUGCCAACAGGCUUACCGCUACAAACUAUCUUUCAUGGAAAAUGCAAAUUGAGGCCAUUCUAGUUGGUCAUGAUCUCUACCAGUAUGUUGACGGCACUCUCCCUUGCCCUCCUCCUACUAUCACCACUGAUGGUGUGGAAAAACUCAAUCCCGACUUUUCCUUUUGGACUCGUCAGGAUAAGCUUCUAAUAGGUGCUUUAAUUGGUACCCUCUCACAAAACCAAUACCCUCUUGUCUCCGAAGCCCGAAGCUCUAAGCAACUUUGGGACAUUCUUGCCAAGACAUACGCCACACCUAGCCGUGGUCACAUUAAGCAACUCAAAGAUCAGUUCAACCGCAUCACUAAAGGCAACCGAACCAUCACCGAGUUCAUGCAAUCUGUCAAGGCUUGUGUAGAUCAACUUGCUGCCCUUGGAAAGAAGAUGGAGCAUAUCAUGAAGAUAUAA
Molecule: messenger RNA, 531 nt
Organism: Chenopodium quinoa (quinoa)
Lineage: Eukaryota; Viridiplantae; Streptophyta; Magnoliopsida; Caryophyllales; Amaranthaceae
Exons: 1
Coding region: 1-531 (176 amino acids)
Source: RefSeq, a predicted model, not a curated record